Copidosoma floridanum is the source of this 432-nucleotide messenger RNA. RefSeq lists its product as uncharacterized. NCBI's taxonomy places the organism in Eukaryota, Metazoa, Arthropoda, Insecta, Hymenoptera, Encyrtidae. The record is from RefSeq and is a predicted model, not a curated record.
UCUAGUAUUUUUAUCAAAAUGUCCAUGGACGAUUGCAAUGAUGGACCGUCAGGCCUAGAAGGUUCAGGUGUGAAAUUAACAGUCUUGUUUGGACAGGCAGUUUAUGCGGGUAAUCAGAUCACGUCUUCCAGCAACAUAUCAAGAAAGUUGGAUGUUGAAUUAAGCGCUCAUUCGUCAUCAAAAUUCAAUGCUAAAGACGUGAAAAAAAUUGAUUGCACGGAAUUCAUCAUAGAUUCAGUUAACGUUGUCGUCACUGAUAGAUCCAUUACAGUAACGGGAAUCAAAAAAAAUGAGCAAGACGACUCUGUAAAUGCUUUCCUACAACUCAUUAUAAAAUAUAACAUUCCAGAUGAGUGCGACUUGAAUAGCAUUAAGGCAAGACUUUGCUCUGACGAAGUUCUAUGUAUCUGGAUUCCUGUAAAAAACGAAUGA